CAAAAACUAUUCAAAAUCAACAUAAACACAUAAUCGGUCAAGUCGUUGCAAUAGUAGGAAUCCAUUAUUUUCUAAUCAUAAAUCCUAUGAACAUAUUUAUCUUUCUCCGCACGUAAUCACAGCGAUACUCAGAUUCUCUUUACAACGUAAUCACAGACAGAUUCUCGUAAAAGCCAGUAAAAAAAACUGAAUCAAAUAGGACCAUAGUGGCAUAGUCUGCUCGAGACAGUCAGCAGCUUGCAUCGCGCAUGGGCCCACCUAACGACGCAUUCAUUUGUUCCUCGCGCAUGGGACCACUCUAGCGGUCGCUUGCAGCCACGCCGUGUCCCGUCCGCGGCAGCCCACCCCAACAGGCGCAGCGCGGGCCGCUCCCGUCUCCUCGUCCCCUUUUAAGCGAACCGCCACCUCCCCUUCGCCUCCAACUCCAACUCCAAGGCUCCAACGCAUCUGCACUUCCUUCUCCUACAAAAUCGCAGCAGCACUUCUUCCUCCACUUCCCAAAUCAAAGCAGGACCAGCGCGCGCGCAGUGAUCUAGGGCGAAGCAAAGCGAGGAACAGGGACCGUCUCGUUGGGCCCGGAAAACUGGCGAGAUCGAUGGACGCUGCCGCGGAGGCCUCAACGCCGUCGUCCCCGUCGAAGCUGCGCGACAAGCUGCGGACCACGGUGUGCUGCUGCUUCGGCGUGGAGAGGGCUCGGUGGCGGCGGCGGCGGGGGGCGGCGACGGCCGCGGGCGAGUUCCGCUACGACCCGCUGAGCUACGCGCUCAACUUCGACGAGGGCGAGGACGACGACGCCUACGCGGACCCCGCCGCGGCCUUCCGGUACAGGAACUUCAACGCGCGCCUCCCGCCCUCGCCGGCCGCCGCUGCCGCGGUGAGGACCCAGCGGCCGCAGCGGGCCACGGCCACCGCCUGACCGCCCAUCGCUUAGAGUUAAGAUCGUGCUCCGCGAUGUCUCUCUCUUUUUGGUUUGUUUGUUUGUUUGGCCCUCCUCUCUUGCAAUUGUACGAUCUACUGAGCGAGCGACAUACAGCUACUUACUUUUAGUGAAUUAUUAUCGUGUUAUAGAUACAGUGUACUCUUGUAACAUGUAGGAAUGUUCCGAUGUGUUCAGUACGAAGCGGGAGUGAUGAACCCUAGAAAUUGGGGCUUUGAUUCCAGAAAGAAAUCUCCUCUUGUUCUGUCU
This is a messenger RNA of Zea mays, 1186 nucleotides long. RefSeq lists its product as uncharacterized. The coding region runs from base 596 to 916 and encodes 106 amino acids. Lineage: Eukaryota; Viridiplantae; Streptophyta; Magnoliopsida; Poales; Poaceae. The transcript has a single exon. The record is from RefSeq and is a predicted model, not a curated record.